Molecule: messenger RNA, 2143 nt
Organism: Sphaeramia orbicularis (orbiculate cardinalfish)
Lineage: Eukaryota; Metazoa; Chordata; Actinopteri; Kurtiformes; Apogonidae
Product: arachidonate 12-lipoxygenase, 12R-type-like
Exons: 14
Coding region: 20-2026 (668 amino acids)
Biological process (GO): lipid oxidation
Molecular function (GO): iron ion binding; protein binding; oxidoreductase activity, acting on single donors with incorporation of molecular oxygen, incorporation of two atoms of oxygen
Source: RefSeq, a predicted model, not a curated record
CUUCUGUUCUCCAGUGAAAAUGGUGCAGUACAUCGUGACCGUGUACACAGGCCGCCGCUUACUUGCUAAUACAGUCAACAGUGCCUACAUUAAACUGGUGGGCACAGAGGGGGAGAGUCACCGCAAGCUGCUCAAUAAUGAAGAUUUUGCAUCCUUCCGUGUAGGAUGGCCAUCUACAUUUGUUGUGACCUCCCAUAAGCCACUUGGAAAAGUGGUACUGAUAGAACUAGAGAAACGCCAUCUUAUUUUGGGAGACCCUUGGCUUGUUGACAAGGUGGAAGUGCAGUCCACUGAAGGAGAAACCUACAAGUUUCCCAUCUACAGCUGGCUCAGUGACAGCUUUGUCCAUCGAUUCAGAGAGGGAACAGCUCUGAGAGACUGUGAUGAUGACCAUCUUCUUGGCAAGUACUCCAGGCAGCAGGAGCUGAGAGAACAAAACCAGACAUAUCAAUGGAAUGAAGACAGUAUUCCCCACUGCAUGCAAGCAGAAAAUCCAAUAAAUCCUUUGUCUCUGCCUCGUGACGACCAGUUCUCCUUUACUAAGGGUGCAGAAUUUCUCUUCACAGCAGCUGCUGGGCUGGCAGAGCUGAAACUGACUGGACUGGAAGAUUGCAAAGAGAACUGGAAGUCAUUUGAUGAUAUUAAGAAAGUGUUUCCCAAGAGAAAAACUGAAUUUUCAGAGUACACCCAGGAUCACUGGGAGGAGGAUGAGUUUUUCGGGUACCAGUACCUAAAUGGAGUUAACCCCAUGAUGAUUGAACUCUGCACAACCCUGCCAGACAACUUCCCUGUCACUGAUUGCAUGGUCUUCCCUGAUGGUAAAACUACCUUGGAAAAUGAAAUGAAGAACGGCAACAUCUUCCUGGUCAACUACAAGAAUUUGGAUGGAAUACCGGCCAAUGUCAUCAAUGGGAAGCAGCAGUAUCUGAUGGCUCCUCUGGUCCUCUUCCACAAAACACCUGAAAACAAACUGAUGCCAGUUGCCAUUCAGCUGAAACAGCAACCAGCUGAAGACAACCAAAUCUUUCUUCCUACUGAUAAUAAGUACGACUGGAUGUUGGCCAAGCUUUUUGUGAGAAGUGCAGAUUUCAGUGAACAUCAGCUCAACUUUCACCUGCUGCGUACUCACCUGAUGGCUGAAGUUUUUACGAUGGCAAUGCUGCGUAACCUGCCCAUGGUGCAUCCUCUAUACAAGCUCCUCAGUCCUCACACUCGCUACACCCUGCAGAUCAACUUCUUAGCUCGAAUUCGCCUUAUAUCCCCGCAAGGAGUUUUCACACAGUUCGCAGCCUCUGGUGGAAAGGGUAUGAUUCCAUUCCUGGUCAAGUCACUGUCCUCCAUUACCUACGACUCCCUCUGCAUCAAAAAGGACAUUGCUCAGCGAGGGAUGCAGAACAUUACCAACUUCUACUACAGGGAUGAUGGAUGUGACCUCUGGGAUAUCCUUGAAAGGUUUGUGAAUGGACUGCUCAGUCAUUACUACAAGACUGACGCUGAGGUGGUGGAAGACUCUGAACUGCAGAAGUGGAUUCAGGACAUUUAUGAACAUGGUUUCUUUUCUCAAGAGACCACAGGAAUUCCUCAGAGAUUUACCACUGUGGCUGAGUUGGUCAGGUUUGCCACCAUGGCCAUUUUUACUUGCUCCUGUCAGCAUGCAGCUGUGAACGGUGGACAGUUUGACUACGGUGGCUGGAUGCCCAACACUCCCCUCACUCUGCAACUUCCUCCACCCACCACUAAGGGGAAAGCCAAUGAGGACACGGUACUGAAGACCCUCCCUGAUGUCAACGCAACUGCACAGGGCAUUGCCACUGUUUGGCUUCUCAGCAAACAGUCCUCUGACUUUGUCCCUCUUGGCCAAUACCCAGAGGAACAUUUCACUGAGGAGAAACCCAGAGAGAUGAUCAAGAAAUUUCAGAGCGACCUUCAAGCACUAAGUGUAAAGAUCAACAACAGAAACGAGAAGUUGGAAAUUCCAUACACAUACUUGGAUCCAAAGAAUGUAGAAAACAGUGUGUCCAUUUAAAUGUCAUAAAUGUGAAGAUUUCAAAUGGAAACUGUCACAAAACCAUCUUACAUAAAUCAAAUAUAGCCAAUUGUCAUCACAUCCAAGAUGUUAUAAACUAUAAUUCAGCAACUCUGU